GUCAUAGAGAAGCAUGAUGCAUACUUGAUUAUAAAGCAACCCCAUCAAUCCCGCAAUGCCAAAAAGUAAAAAACUAAAGCUAAUAAGCAGAACUUCAAGGAACCAUCAGCACAUUCCAAUGCCCUUAGAAAAAAGAUAAUAAUUCCUCCCCAAUAAAAGUGAAGGAAAACCCAUAAACAAUUCAACCAGAUUCCUCUCAACACUCCAUGUGAAUAAAGUCACACUCACCCACCAAAAUCAUGCUCUUCCAAUCCACAUUUACCCUCAACUCUCCAAGCAAAGAAUAUAUCAUUCCACACCCAACAAAAACACUUCAUCCAUCCUGAUCUCCAUACUCUGAAGAAACGCAUCAAUCCGGCCAUGAACAUGCACAUUUUCAACACCCUCUUCUACUUCUUUGUUAGUGCAGUAGUAGCUUUCUCAAGCCCACUUAAAUCAUGCAGAUCCUACUGUGGAAACAUAACCAUAGAUUACCCAUUUGCGCUCCAAUAUGGCUGCGGCCACCCAGGCUUCCGAGACCUCCUUUUUUGCAUGAACGAUGUGCUCAUGUUCCACAUUAGCUCCGGUUCCUACCGUGUCUUGGAAAUAGACUACGCUUAUCAAACACUUACCCUGCAUGAGCCUCACAUGUCUACCUGUGACACCAUCGUGCUAGGAGGCAAAGGCAACGGCUUCGUCGUCGAGCCGUGGCGGUACCCGUACAUGAACCCGAUCGCCGACAAUGUGUUCAUGCUAAUAGGCUGCUCGGCCCGGUCCCCACUCUUCCAAGGUUUCCCGGGAAAGCAUUUGCCAUGCCGGAACGUUUCCGGCAUGGGGUGCGAGGAGUACUAUGGGUGCCCGGCAUGGGAUUUGUUGGGUCACAGAUCAAAAGUAAUCAGCUCGGCGUACGGGUCCAGCCCUCCGGAAUGCUGCGCCGUGCCAUUUGAGUCGAUCAAGGCUAUAAAUCUCACGAAGCUCGAGUGCGAAGGGUACAGCAGUGCUUAUAGUCUAGCACCACUGAAAUUGGAUGGCCCUGGUACGUGGUCGUAUGGAGUACGUGUGAAGUAUACGGUGGUCGAGGAGAAUGAUGAUUUCUGCAGCGCCUGUGCGGCCACCGGCGGUAUUUGCGGGUAUGGUACCGACGGGAUCAGACAACUGUGCAUGUGCGGCCGAUUGAAUACAACCUCCAAUUGUGACUCAGUCAACUCAUCAAGCAGAACGAAGAGGUCAGUGGUGGACACAGUAGCUGCAGGAUUUUUUAUGGGUAUAAUAGCAUGGAUGACAGCCACUCAAAUAUUUUAAUGCAAAGAGCCAACUUCAUGUAUAUCUCCUGCAUUCUGUACGAGUGAAACGAGAUCACCUCUUUUUUUUUUUUGAUAAUAUAGGGCUUAAGGGGUUUCGAAUCCAGAUUUUUCAUUUGGAGAAUCGAGUCAUAUGCUAUCAGGCCAUUAAACUCUUGGCGUGAAACGAAAUCACUUGAUUACCUCUAUUUUGCUCAUUUGAAAAUGGAGAGUACUUAUUAAAGAUAAAACACAUGGUAUUUUGGUCAUUCUGCUUCUAAUAAUGACAAGUGAAAUGAUCAAAAUAUCUCGUAUUUUAUAUUAAAUAAAUAUGAUCCAUUUCAAUUAAAUUAAACAUUCUCAUCUUCUAAAAGAGAGAAAGUGAGCAUAUUUGUAAAUGUUUAUGCUUCAUUUACCACUGCAAUUUAGAUUUUAUGUAAAGAUGAGAAGUAUUUAUUGUCCUAGGUCUUGAAUGUCGGAUUUCAUGCCAAAGACGUAAGUGCCGAGGUUGCCAUGUUUGUGUCACACGUGAUGUUCAUAUUCAAUGUACAUAUCUUUAUUAGAUGGUGCUAGCGGCCGUCUAGCACUUACCGCUAGCAUAAAAAUAGGGAUUGAUUUUUUUGUAA
Carya illinoinensis is the source of this 1885-nucleotide messenger RNA. RefSeq lists its product as uncharacterized. The record is from RefSeq and is a predicted model, not a curated record. The transcript has 3 exons. NCBI's taxonomy places the organism in Eukaryota, Viridiplantae, Streptophyta, Magnoliopsida, Fagales, Juglandaceae. Gene Ontology annotation, molecular function: polysaccharide binding. Bases 361 to 1281 code for a protein of 306 amino acids.